Molecule: messenger RNA, 2571 nt
Organism: Lolium rigidum
Lineage: Eukaryota; Viridiplantae; Streptophyta; Magnoliopsida; Poales; Poaceae
Product: protein FAR1-RELATED SEQUENCE 5-like
Exons: 9
Coding region: 415-2571 (718 amino acids)
Molecular function (GO): zinc ion binding
Source: RefSeq, a predicted model, not a curated record
GUGGCCUUAUGGCGCCAGGACUGAAUCGUUGCCGUUCGCCUGGCACGGAGAUUCGUGAUGGAGGCCCACACUCUCAGCUGGUUGACCCCUACCACCGAGCGAUACAACUAGCUUCCUCCUCCGAUACGACUAGCUACGACUCUGCAUAACUGACAAAUACAUCGGCAGCCUCCCCCACCUCCCCGUCCUUGUGCUCUGCCAGCUUGUACGGCGGCGACAUGGCCGCACGCCGGACCCCGGUCACCCCACCACCCCGGUCCCCUCCUCCUGCUUCAAAUUUGAAUCUCACGCCCAGGACCGUCACCUUCCGCCAGCUCUCUCUGACUCUGAGGUCUGCUACUCUCCGGCCGCCGUUCCGCCUCGACAGAGAUCUAUCCUCGAGAUCUCGCCGCCCCCCCUGCGGUCGCAGAAGUGAUGAUGGCAGGAACACCAGAGGGAUUCACUGAUUUGCUCCUCAGAAUGAUGGAGCCAAAUCAUGAGCCAAACUGGGACUGGUUCCCAACAAUUGCUAGUCAGGAUGCCAAAUCGAGCGCACACACUUCGCCGCCCAUGCUGAGUUCGGAUUCAAGCAUGUGUGCAUCAGAUCCAGUGCCCUGCAGGUUCAGAGAUGAUGAAGACUGCAUCAAAGAUUCGGUAUGCGACCUCAACGAGUCUCCCCGUUCCGAGGAAGCAGACCUGUCAGCUCCAGAGUUGCAGGAACAAUCCCAAAUCCGGGAUGAUUCGCCAAUCCGGACGGCAUGCUAUUCCCCUGCAUCGAAUCGCACUUUGAAGAGGAGGUUCCGCCGAGGAGAAAUUCCUGAUUCAAGGGAACCAAGUUCAGGAAAGAAGAGUGCACUAGAGAUAGCUAUGAGGAAGUCAAAUGAGAGAAGCUCUGGAGCUGUCAUAUCACCAGAGAUAGGGAUGGAGUUCGAUUCAUUACCUGAAGCCUAUGACUUUUAUAAUUUGUACUCAUGGGAGAUUGGAUUCGGCAUAAGAUACGGGCCGUCAAGAAAGAACCCCUCAAAGAGCAAAAUUCUGCAGGACAUAACUUGUGGCUGUCAGGGGAAACCUAGGCAUCUCAACACACGUUCAGUUUGCUGCGGCUGCACAGCAAUGAUCCGUUUGCACCGAACAGAUGAUCAUGGAUGGUACAUUCACGAGUUCAGGAAAGAUCACAAUCAUGGGCUGGCAAUAAAACGCGGGGAAAAGUUGCAGUGGCCAUCACAUAGAAACAUUGACCCGCACACGAAGGACCUUGUUAGGAACCUCAGGGACAACAAUGUGGGCCUCACGAAGGUGUUCAGUGUUAUUGGGAGCUUCUUCGGAUCAAUGGAAAAUAUUCCUUUCAACAAGCGAUCACUAAGGACACUGUGUGCAAGCAUCAGCAGGGACCAUUCAGAGGAUGACGUGAAGAAAACGUAUGAUGCUUUUUCAGAAAUGAAGCUGAAAGACCCCAACUUUCGUGACAGCUGCUUGGCAGACUCGGAAGGGAGGAUCAGAGCACUAAUGUGGACAAACGGGAAGAGCCGUAUGCAGUACAAUCUGUUUGGGGAUGCAAUAACCUUUGACACAACCUACCGCACAAACCAGUAUGACAUGCCUUUUGGAUUAUUCGUUGGUGUCAACAACCACUUCCAAAGUAUAAUCCUAGGUGGUGUCCUGUUGACGAACGAGAAGACAGAGACAUUUGAGUGGGUGUUCAAAGAAUUUGUAUCUCUAAUGGGAGGGAAACCACCAGCGACCAUUCUUACAGAUCAGUGUCGUGCGAUGGAGAUAGCUAUUGCCGCUGUUCUCCCUGAGACAACCCACAGAUGGUGCAAGUGGCAUGUUUUGCGCAAAGCUAAAGAAUGCAUGGGAUCUAUUCGAAAGCGUCUGAUAUUCGAGGUCAGAGAGAAGUGGGCGAAGCCAUACUUUGCUGGAAAGUUCUGCGCUAGGAUGACAAGCACCCAACGUUCUGAGAGUGCCAACCACAUGCUAAAGGGUUUUGUCCCGCCAGGGUCUUCAAUGAACAUGUUUGUUAGGCACUACGAUAAGCUGCAGUUUGACAGAGAUGAGGAGGAGAACUACCAGGAGAUGCGCAGCCGCCUGGGAGGUAUAGUGCUCAACAGUGGGGAGCCUAUUGAGAUGCAUGCGAGCAAGAUUUACACACCAAACAUGUUUGGCUUAUUCAAGGUACACUUGUUCCAGUCGGGGUCAUAUAUUGUGCAGGAGGUAAUUGAUGGACAAAGGUUCAUUGUGAAGCACAUAUUCGCCGAGAAGAGAGAGAAAUGGUCCCGGACAGAGUAUGAAGUUAUUUUUGAUCCCCAGAGGGAGACUUUCAAGUGUGAGUGUGUGAUGUACGAGCACAUGGGAAUGUUAUGCGGCCAUGCACUCAGGGUUAUGAUCAGUCUAGGUAUAACAGAAAUACCUGCAAGCCACAUCAUGAGGAGGUGGACCAGAGAUGCAUACCGUGACAUGCCUGCACAUCUUAUGAUAUAUCAAAAUGACAGCCCUGCUAUGAAAUCUACGAGCUUCCGCCACUCAGCUUUAUACAGAACUGCAAUUGAGAUUGUUCAGAUGGCCGACACUAAUCCUGAGUCAUACGAGACUUAA